Messenger RNA from Scophthalmus maximus (turbot), 3086 nucleotides. It is a transcript of the gene hhat, whose product is annotated as hedgehog acyltransferase. Gene Ontology annotation, biological process: protein palmitoylation. The record is from RefSeq and is a predicted model, not a curated record. The transcript is spliced from 12 exons. Bases 202 to 1695 code for a protein of 497 amino acids. Gene Ontology annotation, cellular component: endoplasmic reticulum. Gene Ontology annotation, molecular function: palmitoyltransferase activity. NCBI's taxonomy places the organism in Eukaryota, Metazoa, Chordata, Actinopteri, Pleuronectiformes, Scophthalmidae.
AAGAGGAAGAAGAAGAAGAAGAAGAAGAAGAAGAAGAAGAAGAAGAGGAGCGAUAUGUGACUGCAGGCCUAUAUUGACCACCAGUCCAGUAAUAUUACCACUGGUUCUAAUGGUUCGCUUACAUUGCUAAUAUCAGCUAAGUGUCAUUCGAUGGGGAUGGCUCAAGUUUGAAGGUGCACUAUAGUACAGGGAAUUUACCUGAUGACAUCUAAAUCCAAGUCCCAGUUGGCACCCCUGCCAUGGACUGAGAUCCUUCUGUAUUGGGUGCUGUCCUUUGGCUCCCAUCUGUAUUCCUUCUACCAACUGCAGAGGUUCUCCAAAGAGCAUGAAGCAGGAUUAGAAAGAGAAUUCCAGUUGGAAAAAGGCCUUCUUAAAGGCUUUAAAAGGGACCCGUCCGACUUUGAGUGGAGUUUCUGGACUGAAUGGGCCAAGAAGUCUUUACUGUGGACUCUGACUGGACAUGGCAUCAUAUCGAGAUUCACCAGCGUCUAUUACCCCAAGCUCAGGGUACCAGCACUCACGAUAUAUGGCCUCUUAGCUGCCGGCAGCGUGUUGGGCGUUAAAGGUGUGAGUGUGCUGCUGGUACAUCUGGGCCUGUCCUUUUCAGUGGCCCAACUGCGAAAGCCCGCUCUGUCGUGGGCAUGUAACCUGCUGCUGCUCUCCACACUUCACAUUCAACCACUUCAAGAGAUCCAGAGAGACUGGUACAAGACAGAGGAGGAGUACUAUCUGCUGCUCUUCAGCAUUGCUGUCUGUGGUUUGCGCUUCAUCAGCUUCAGCCUGGAGCUUUGCUGGUGCCCUCCAGGCCAUGGUGGAGUUGUGCAGCUCUGUUGGUUGUUUUCAUACACCUUCUAUCAUCCUUUUUUCUACAAUGGACCCAUCAUCACAUAUAAAGACUACAUUGAGCAGAUGUGUAGGUCGGGUGAAGAGAGUGACAAGGACCAAUCUCUUUUAAGUUACUUGGUGCUCAGAUCAGGACGGAUCAUACUGUGGUGGUGCAUUGCUGAAUUCAUGAUCCACUUAAUGUACAUGCACUCAAUCCAGUCUAAUGAGACCUACUUAAAAAUUCUUCCUCCUUGGGCCCUGGGGGGUCUGGCUCUGGCACUUGCCCAGUUCUUCUAUGUGAAAUAUCUGGUACUUUUUGGCCUUCCGUCCAUGCUGGCUACUUUGGAUAAACUAGUUCCCCCAAAGCUUCCUAGUUGUGUCAGCAUCAUACACAGUUUCACUGGGAUGUGGAGGCACUUUGAUGAGGGGCUAUAUCGAUGGCUCAUCAGAUACAUCUAUGUGCCUUUGGGAGGUUCACGACAUGGCCCUCUUUACAAAAUCUUAUCCACUGGCCUUGCAUUCGGAUUUGUCUGCCUCUGGCAUGGUGGCCGUGACUACUUGCAGUACUGGGCCCUGAUGAACUGGGCUGGAGUUCUGGUAGAAAAUGGAUUCAAGUCUCUCUUUGCUUCAUCCUUCAUUAACUCCAUUGUAGAGCAACAUUUCUCUGCAGCGAUGAAGAGACGUUCCAUUGCCCUUCUCUGUGCCUUCGCCACUGCCAUGCUCCUCCUCUCUAAUCUGGUGUUCCUUGGGGGGAUGCAUGUUGGCAGAAUUUUCUGGAUGCGUAUCUUCAUUCAAGGCUGGUCGACUGUGGCCCCACCUAUGCUGGGUUUCCUCUACUGCUUUGCUCAAAUUGGACUUGAGUGGACUUGACUUCGUAUCACAGUGAGAGUCUGUGCUACAGGUCCAGUGCCUCCUCCUCUCCACCCAGCGCCUCUGUGGUGAAUCUGACUCUUGGCCACAGAACCCGUCCAAACCUGGCUGAAUGCUGCUUUUUCACAACACAACCCGUAGCAAAAUCUGUCAAAAAGCUUUGUAAGGAGACAGUUUCCUAUACUUAACGGAAAAGCUGACAGAAACUAUAAUAGCGAGAUGCUGCACUUUCAGGACAGUUUUGCCUUGGCUAUGUUGAGGCGCAUUUGCUGCACUGAAUCACUGUUAUUCCGAGAAACUGUAAAGGAAAGUAUGGACCUUGAAUCCAUUUUGGUUAAAUGACUGAUAAGUUAUUGGUUAUUGUUGCAGUGAGGUGGAUAAAUACUUUUUCACUUUUACUAUCCUCAUUUAGGGUUAUAUUGCUAAAAUUCUUUAGAGCCUUUAAUUCAACACAUUAAAAUAUAUACACAUCACUGUUAAAAAUAAAUCACAGUAUCAGUGUCAUGCUAUUGAGUGUUAGCUGUUGCCCGGGGUAAAUGUUUUUUUUAUGGAAUAACAUACUUUCAUUUCAUUUCAUUGUGUUGUCUUUGAUCUUUUCAUUGGAUUUGCUGACGAUAACAAAAGUAUCAUGUAUAUAUAAAUAUCAUCAGACUUUUCCUUUAAGAGAAGUAAAAGACAUUUGUUACACUAUUGGAAAUUAUCUACAUCUCUGAAACACAUUAAAAUCACCAAACUGGAGGUACGUAAUUUUACGUAAAACUGGCUCUAAGAUUUUUACAGAAAAAAUAAUCAGCAGAUUAACUGAUAGCAACAAAAUGCAGUUAUCUGUCUGACUGACUAUGAGGACUGGGAUGUUCAAUUGUAUGGUCUGAUUUAAUAGGAGCAAAAAAAAGUUUACAAUUUCAGGCAGUUUGACCAAUUUCACUAGUUGUCAUCUUCUCUUUACACAUAAUAGUGCAAAAAAAUAAUCCUUGUAACCCAGUUAAAUACAUGUUCUAGCAUGUAUUUUAAAGGUUGUUCUAGCAUGUAUUUUUUAAGAUUUAAAAGGGAGCUCCUUUUAAAUCUUUGUGUUUCUUUGAGUCUUUUGAGCUUAGAAAGUGUGAUGUUGCAGAAACAAUUUAAUCUUCCUUUUUUCACAGUGCAAAAUAAGGAAAACGAAUGGCUUCAGGGUAUGGCAUCCAAGAGGAUUUCUUGAAGUAUGAGUGAAUGAGUCAGAGGUGCCAUCGAUAAAAUCUCUCAUUGACAUAAAACCCUCAUGUGGCCUCCGGCCCCUUGUUUGUUUACUGUUCUGUAGCAAUGGAUUGCUCCUAAGGUUUCUCAAAUUCCUCUAUCAGUAAUCCAUCCUACCUGGUGAAUAAAAAAUAGUUAAUAAAAGUAAUUUUGUCACUUAA